UGAAACGUCAACUUUUUGGCACUUGAAAUCCUGUCGGCGAAAAUUUAAUUUUUUAAUAUUUUUUUAUUAAAAAAGCCCAUUUCUCAUUUAAUAAUGCAUUAAGCUCAUAAAUACACCCGCUUAAAUGGAGCAUUUACUGAAAGGCAAAUUUGGACGAAUAGUGAUAAGUUCCUACUCGUACCACCCAUUAAAAUAUGGUCCUCAAAGGCGUUUCCAAAGGGGCAUAUCCAGCCUUUGGGGUGGUAGAGCGGUUGAUAGAUCCAGACCUCAGUUUUAUCAAAACUAUAAGUUCCAAAGGCGAGAGUAUGGAAUGUUUAUUGUUAGGGCUUUAAAAGGAGUCUUGAAGAUUCGAUAUUUACUUCUUGGAGGUGCUGUCGCUGGAGGAGGAGCAUUGAAUAAGAAAUACAAUGACUGGAAAGAAGGUUUGCCAGAUCUAAAAUGGCUUGAUGAUGUCCUACCUGAUAAUGAGAAAUUCAAUCAAUGGAGAGGAAACCUGAUAGAAUUUAGGGACAGUGUGAAAAAUAACAUAGAAAUAGAUCCCAGAAUCAAAGCCUUAUCAGAAGCAAAAUACACCCAAUUCAGAAGUUGGUUUGAUCAAAGGUUAGACGAUGCCAUAGCAGCAGCUGAAAAAGCUGAACAAACCCAAAAUGAAAAUUCUGCCAAAGGUACAAGUCCUGGCCUUACAGACAUGAUUGACCGAAUGUACUCAGAAGUUAAAAGUGAAAUUCAAGAAAAGAAUGUUGCCUAUGCAAGACCCUUUGCAAAGCAGGACAACGAUGAUGCUAGAAUUCGAAAGGAAGCUCAACAAAGAUUGAAUGAAAUUCAAGAGGAAAUGAUGCAAACACAAAUUAAAUACCAAAGAGAACUGGAGAAGUUGGAAAAGGAAAACAAGGAAUUGAGAAAGCAGAAUUUGUUGUUGAAACAAGGCAGAAAACCUAAUAUGAAGAAAAUUAAAAGGAGUUUGAUUGAUAUGUACAGUGAGGUGCUGGAUGAAUUAGCUGAUUUUGAUAGCGGAUAUAAUACUCAAGAUCAGCUGCCCAGAGUUGUGGUUGUUGGAGAUCAGAGUAGUGGAAAAACAUCAGUUUUGGAAAUGAUUGCUCAGGCUAGAAUAUUUCCAAGGGGAGCUGGCGAAAUGAUGACAAGAGCUCCAGUAAAAGUCACUUUAUCAGAAGGUCCUUAUCAUGUGGCACAAUUCCGGGAUUCUUCAAGAGAAUUUGAUUUAACUAAAGAAAGUGAUUUGGCAGAUCUCAGAAAGGAAGUUGAACUGAGAAUGAGAAAUAGUGUGAAAGGGGGAAAAACUGUUUCUAGUGAAGUUAUAUCCAUGACAGUAAAAGGUCCUGGGCUGCAAAGAAUUGUACUUGUCGAUUUACCUGGAAUAAUUUCUACUCAAACAACCGAUAUGGCCUCUAACACUAGAGAAAGUAUCAAGCAAAUGACAGAAGCCUACAUGAACAAUCCAAAUGCCAUUAUUCUGUGUAUACAGGAUGGAUCAGUGGAUGCAGAAAGAAGCAACGUGACUGAUUUGGUAGCAAAUUGCGAUCCCAGUGGCAAAAGGACGAUAUUUGUUUUGACCAAAGUUGAUAUGGCAGAAGAGAAUUUAGCUGAUCCUUCUAGAAUAAGAAAAAUAUUGUCUGGUAAACUCUUCCCUAUGAAAGCUUUAGGAUAUUUUGCAGUGGUUACAGGUAGAGGAAGAAAAGACGAUGGCAUACAAACAAUUAAGGAUUAUGAGGAGAAUUUCUUUAGAAGUUCUAAAUUAUUCAAGGAUAGUCAAGUUAAAUCCACCCAAGUUACAACCAGAAAUCUCAGUUUGGCCGUAGCAGACUGUUUUUGGAAAAUGGUUAGAGAAACUAUAGAACAACAGGCAGAUUCUUUCAAAGCCAGGCGAUUUAAUUUGGAAACUGAAUGGAAAAAUAACUUUCCAAGGCUACGGGAGCAAGACAGAGACGAAUUAUUCGAAAGAGCAAGAGGCGAGAUUUUGGAUGAAGUCGUAAAUCUAUCCCAAGUCAGUCCUAGAGAUUGGGAAGAACAUUUAUUGUUAAAUAUAUGGGGAAAAGUUUCAGGGAAUGUUUUCGAAAAUAUUUAUAUUCCAGCUGCGCAAACAGGAUCAUCUGAAACAUUUAAUACUUCGGUUGACAUUAAACUCCGCCAAUGGGCUGAAUCCACUUUACCGUCACAAUCCGUAGAAUGCGGCUGGGAGAGCCUCAAAGCAGAAUUUGAAAAAUUCAUGCAAAAAGCAUCUGAAGCACCUGAACAUGAUGAUAUAUUCGAUGAACUAAAAAGAGCCGUAGUUAAUGAAGCCAUGAAACGUCAUAAAUGGGAAGACAAGGCUUCAGAUAUGCUUAGAGUGAUUCAAUUAAACACUUUAGAAGAUAGAACAAUAGCUGAUAAAAGAGAUUGGGACCAAGCUGUCAGAUUUUUAGAAGCAAGCGUCAAAGAAAAAAUAAAAGAAAGUGAAAGACAUUUAAAAGAAUUGUUAGGGCCUUCUGCAAGAGAAAGAUGGCUGUAUUGGAAAUAUCAAAGUGACGUUCAAGCUACGAGGAAUCGAGUCAAAAACGAAUUGGAUAUGAUUCUGUAUUCGAAUGACAAACAUCCUCCUGCUUUGUCGUAUGAUGAGUUAACUACUAUUAGAAAUAAUUUGCAAAGAGACAGCAUAGAAGUUGAUAAUGAAUUUGUUAGGGACGUAUGGGAGGCUAUUUAUAGGAGACACUUUUUAAAUAAAGCUUUGGGAAGGGCUUAUGAUUGCAAAAAAGCAUUUUACCUCUAUCACCAACAAAUGGAUGUUGACUGUGCUGAUGUGGUAUUAUUUCAUAGAAUACAACAAAUGAUGAAAGUGACUUCAAAUGCUCUUAGACAACAAAUUACAAAUAGAGAAGCUAGAAGAUUAGAUAAGGAAAUUAAGGAAGUUUUGGAUGAUUAUAGUCAAGAUCAAAUUAAGAAAGUCAGCUUGCUGACUGGGAGACGAGUUACUUUAGCAGAAGAAUUGAAGCGUGUGAGACAAAUUCAAGAGAAACUAGAAGAAUUUAUUCAAGCCCUAAACAAAGAAAAAUAAGUCUAGUCCCAAUUACAUAUUAAGUUAUUUAUGUUAAUAAGUUCUAACUUUUCUAGAAUACCUAUUUAAACUAUUGCGACUGUUGUUUUUCUUCAAUUUAUUUUUUUAUUUUUGCCUUUUUAAUGAAACAAUGGGGAAAAUAUUAAUUGUUAUUGUUUAAUAAUCCUCAAAAAUGGUUAUGUGAUUUUUACUACAAAAAUAAAAAAAUCUAAAUACAAAAUUAAUCUUUCAUUAUCCAAAUUUUAUGAAAAUUUGAUGACAAACCUUAAAAUAAUCCUUAUUCUGGAGGUUUAAUUUCCUUAACAAACUGGAAAGAAGCUAUCAGUCCAGUCAACUGAAUACCCUCAUUUGCUCCUUGUGCUAGCCUGUACUCAAUUUCUGCCAUUUUAUCUAGCAGCCUUAUAGUAGUUUCAAAUGGG
Ceutorhynchus assimilis (cabbage seed weevil) is the source of this 3468-nucleotide messenger RNA. Lineage: Eukaryota; Metazoa; Arthropoda; Insecta; Coleoptera; Curculionidae. The record is from the annotation of a GenBank genome assembly.